AUGUCUCAGACAGCUCCUGAACAAAUCAAGUUACCAGAUGCUCAAGGAUACCCACAAGUAGACUGGAAACUCUUCUUGCCUGUUGAAGGUGAGACUCAAGAUCAGAGAAAGGCAAGACUCCAACAUGCAGUCGAAGAGAAGAACAAAGUUUUCAAACAACGCGAAGAAUUCAUCAACAAUCUCCCAGAAGAAGAACGUCUUAAGUACAGGGAGAACAAGCUGAAGAAGCUUGAAGAAAAGCUUCGUCGUAAAGAGGAGAAACUCCGCAGGAAACAAGAUAAGAGAAGCAAACAAGAUAAGAAAGAUAAGAAAGAUAAGAAAGAUAGAGAUUACGAUGACAAGAAAGACAAGAAGUCUCAUUGCAAAUGCGGAUCUGAUCAAGAGGUUGAGAUUUCUAUUGAUGAGUUUGUCCAGUUCAAAAAGUGGGAAAACUCUUUCAAGAAGAAACGCGUCAAUGCGAUGAAGUACAACGCUUUCUGCGAAUGGCGUAAAGAAAAUGGACAAGUUCCACAAGAAAAACAAGAGAAUCCACAGAAUCAACAGUAA
Messenger RNA from Trichomonas vaginalis G3, 546 nucleotides. RefSeq lists its product as uncharacterized. The coding region runs from base 1 to 546 and encodes 181 amino acids. The transcript has a single exon. The record is from RefSeq and is a predicted model, not a curated record. Lineage: Eukaryota; Parabasalia; Trichomonadida; Trichomonadidae.